CCUUUCACCAUACAACAGUUACUUCGUCGUGAGUGUUUCACGCCCUAAGACGCUUCAGACAUUUUCGGACGCCGUCAGAGAUCAUGAAUCAGCGUUUUAUUUUGCUCUUUCUUUUCUUGCCGCUUUUUCCUAUUUUCGUCGCCUACGUCUUCUCAAACUUCGUAUUUGUCUACGAAGAACCCGAUUUCGACUCGCUGUUGAUGGAGUCAUACAAGAACAUGCAUCCUCGUUGGUGGGCAUUUGGCCAAUCAGAGUCCGAGGAGCCACGGCAGUGGCACCAGCCCGCCACUGUGCAGGAGAUCGUGGCGAUAGUGAGUGAAGCCGCCGAGCGAGGCGAGCGAGUCAAAGUGGUUGGGGCCGGACAUUCAUUCUCGCCCAUCGGUCUAACGACCGGUCGGAUAAUGAAUCUGGACCGAUUGCGACUCGUUCUCGAUGUCGACGAGAUUUCAAUGCAAGUGACCGUACAGGCUGGUAUCCGAUUGAGAGAUCUGAAUCGGCAGCUCGGCACUCGAGGACUCGCACUGGAAAAUAUUGGGUCGAUAGACGCGCAGAGUCUAGGUGGCGCGAUUUCGACUUCGACUCACGGCAGCGGCAUCGGCUUCUCAUCGAUGUCGACAAAAGUCGUGUGGAUGGAGCUCGUGCUUGCAAACGGUUCGUUGCUGAAUGUUUCGAAGGAGACGGAGGAGCUGUUUGCGGCUUCGUUGAACGGACUGGGGUUACUCGGCAUCAUCACUACCGUCCGUCUUCAGUGUGUGAAGGACUACAAUGUUAUUCGACGAGACAUCCUCGUUGGUAUUGAUCAUGUGAUCGACUCGUGGUCCGAGUAUGUGGAGAAGUACGACCAUUUCACGUAUUUCUGGAUCCCGUACACGGAAAGUGCCAAACUGUUUCUCAUGACGAGAACGGAUACGUCGGUGUCGGUCAAUAAAUCCGAUUUGCUAUUUUUUAAAGACUACGGAGGCGUGACGGCUGGGAAAAUGUUGAUGCUCGGAUGGUGGUCGGGAUCUGUGAUACCGUCUGUACUUCCAUGGAUCACACGUUACUAUAUCCAGCCUUUACUCGGUCUCGAUCUCAAUUAUGUUGAUAAUGCACGAGACGGACUGAAGCUGGAGUCACCCGCCAGCUACAGCGAAAUGGAAUACUUCGUUUCGUUAGAGAACUACACGCGUUGCUUUCGAGAUCUAAAACACUUAAUCGAAACGUCAGACGAAUUCAGAGUUAACUUCGUCGUUCAAACACGAUUUUCAGCCGCCGAUUCGGUCUGGCUUAGUCCAAUGUAUAGAGAACCGAAAGCAGCGAUUGCUGUGAUGACGAUAAGACAAGACGAUCGAGCGUAUUUCAACAAGGCUGAGUUGAUAUUCAAACAGUAUGGUGGUCGGACUCAUUGGGGCAAGCGAUUCACCGCUAAUGGUGAUUAUUUCCGAAAGGUCUAUGAGAGAUUUGACGACUUCUUAGCCGUUCGAAAGGAGCUGGAUCCUAGUGGAAUGUUUCUGAACGAAUAUUUUCAGCGGAUAUUUUUAUAGGACACCAGGUUGCUAAUAUUACCAUUGUCUUUACCUUCUCGUUUACAUUAAGUUAAAUGGUAGACUGCUAGGAUCUCCUACAACGUGAUUUUGCUGCGUAGUACAGUG
Molecule: messenger RNA, 1631 nt
Organism: Corticium candelabrum
Lineage: Eukaryota; Metazoa; Porifera; Homoscleromorpha; Homosclerophorida; Plakinidae
Product: L-gulono-1,4-lactone dehydrogenase-like
Exons: 1
Coding region: 84-1523 (479 amino acids)
Cellular component (GO): membrane
Molecular function (GO): D-arabinono-1,4-lactone oxidase activity; FAD binding
Source: RefSeq, a predicted model, not a curated record